This is a messenger RNA of Mauremys reevesii (Reeves's turtle), 3097 nucleotides long. RefSeq names its product pejvakin (gene PJVK). The transcript is spliced from 6 exons. The record is from RefSeq and is a predicted model, not a curated record. Gene Ontology annotation, cellular component: cytoplasm. NCBI's taxonomy places the organism in Eukaryota, Metazoa, Chordata, Testudines, Geoemydidae. Gene Ontology annotation, biological process: programmed cell death. Bases 1435 to 2499 code for a protein of 354 amino acids.
UAGGCACUAGUAAGCAUUUUACGUUUAUUUUUCUUGUAACCAUUUUUUACUUUUAUGGCUCAUUUCUUGUACUCAAAAGCUCUCUCUUUGUUGUUGUUAAACUUUUUAUAUCUAAUCAAAUGUGCUCAGGUUGAAAUGUCUGGGUAACUCCAUUUAUGGUAACAAGUUUUAUGCAUAUUAUUCCCAUAAAGUAAUAAUGGACUCAGGAUAGUUGUACUGUCCAAGUGGGGGGAUGGGACUGUGCAGUACAGGACAUAUGUUUCUGGGGGAAAAUCUGGGACAGGGAUAUGUGGGAGUCAACCUGCAGCAUAACUAAGGUUGAUAAGAGCCAAAGUGUGGGUGGCUGGCUGCAGCACACAUACAGACAUAGCUGGGAGCGACUUACAUGCUGGUGAUUGUUUGUGAGCAGUCCAGGUUAAGGCUACAGCAGCAAGGCAUUGUAAAAGGCACCCCAGGUUACAGGGAAGGGGUGACAUAGCUACUCAUUAGCCUGGAUUGUAUCCUACUAUGUCACACCCUCCUACCAAAUGCUGACACACCCCAGCAACCUUCCUCCUCUGCCACACAGACACACCACCAUCCAUGAAGGAACAAACUGCUAAAUUCUUCUCUGCCCUCCCAAGCUCACAGAACAAAAUCCACACAUAAUCAUGUGGGGAGAGGCAAUAAAACACAAGAAUAUCCUUUCUGAAACAGAAAAUAUUACACGUGUACCAAGCCCUCCUGACCCAAAAGCACCAACCAGCCAGAAAAGACAGUAAACAUCAGCAAAAGUCACAACACACAGAGCAAAGUCUCUCCCCAGCGUGAGAAAAGCAGAGAUUAACAUACAGUAAAAUCCUCUAACUUUGAGUAAAGUCGUAUGUACACAUCAACUAAAGAAAAAAAUUAGAAAGGCUCGCACAAUCUGAAGUUUAUUUCUUCAGGGCUGAGCUCUUUAAUAGAGUUAUUAUUCAACCACUACUGAAAGGAACCUCCCCCGGCCUCCAAUUGUGUAGCUCAACAGGUCUGCUCAGGUGAAUUCCCUGGGAUCAGCUGGAUAACAGGCACAUUAAACAGCAAAUAUAUAAUUGUCUUUGCAAUCACAACAAAAAAAGAUGACUGCAGAAUUUAGUAGUCUUUUGAUUCUAAAGCAAUCAUCUUACUUAUUUUCAAAUAAUGGCAUUAUACUACUAAAAAUUGAGCAAUCAUCUCUGUAUCAGUUUACACAGUUAAUUUAUUAUUCAUUGCACUGGAUUAGAUAGCACAACAGAAGGACGCUGGAAAACAAUACACUGUAGAAGCUGGUUGGUGAUGACCCUACUGAUUCUCUUCUCCAAGUAAAAUCUAACUAGGCUUUAAACAAAGCAGCUAGACUUUAAGUUUUGCCAUGUGGGUUUGAGAGUUGGAAGCUGCAGUUGAUACAAGGUUUUUUAUUAUUAUUAAUGCCAUACUAUGUUUGCUGCUGCUACCAAAAACUUUGUUAAGCAAGUUGGUGACAGUGGGAGAUUAGUCCCUGUUCCUAGCCUCAGUGAAGCUGACAAAUACCAACCUCUGAGUCUUGUUAUUAAGAAGAGAAAAUGUUUUCUUUCAAAAAAAUCUAAAUUUGCUUCGACACCUUUCACCCUAAAAGACAUUCUUCAGGGAGAGAAAGAAAUUUCAGCUGGUGUUUCAUCCUAUCAGCUGUUGAAUUAUGAAGACAAAUCGGAUGUUUCACUCUAUGGUAGACGAGGAAAUCAGAUAAUGAGUGAUGUUGGGGUCAAUAUUGCUGGAUCAGAUUCUGUUGCAGUAAAAGCUUCAUUUGGUAUAGUGACCAAACAUGAGGUUGAAGUACCAACAUUACUUAAAGAACUUACUACUAGAAAAAUUAACUUUGAUCACUGCCUAGUCCGACAAUCAAGAGAAAGUAGGAAAGCGGUUCUAUGUGUGGUCAUGGAAAGUAUUAGAACAACACGGCAAUGCUCAUUAUCUGUGCAUGCUGGUAUGCGUGGGGAAACAAUGAGGUUUCAUAUUAUUGAGGACCAAAAUCACAAGGGACGAGACAAAGCUAUUGUUUUUCCAGCUCACACAACUAUUGCAUUUAGUGUAUUUGAACUUUAUAUUCACUUAGAUGGUAAUUUUGAGUUCUGUGUCACUCCAGUUUCAAAAGGAGGAUUUGAAAAAGAGCAAUCUAGAUCAUUUUCACUGAACAAAUUAAGGAGGAAUCUGUUCCACCGAAAUAAAAGGGUAAUGGAUAUCAUUGCUAAUUCAGAUGCUUACUUGGAGGACAUUUUUACAGACUAUUAUGAAAACGCUGCAAGCAUGACUGAUAUUUCUACAAGCUAUCUCAGAGAAAGGUCUCAUAUCCGGGUUAAUUUACUUAAUAACAACAUCCCAAAAGGUCCUUGUGCCCUUUGUGGAAUGGGACAUUCUAAAAGAGAGACAGUCUAUGGAUGCCUAGAGUGUUCUUUUAAUGGACAAAAAUAUGUACGACUGCAUGCUGUGCCCUGCUUUGAUGUCUGGCACAAGCGAGUGAGAUAAAUGAUCUAUGAGCUUGAUUAUUGUUAUAGACUUCAGUGUAACUGUGCCACAAAAUUUCCAAAAUUGUUGAAUAUUGAGUUAAGUUCAACAGACAUUAAAAGUGCAAAAUAUUUGGUUAUGCUAUUUCCUUUUUUAUUGUAAAGUGAUACUUUUAUUUUACAAUAAAGGUAAUUAUAUUACAUAGUUCAGAAAUGCCCCAUAUAUAUUCUCUUAAAAAAUUGCUACUUUUCUUUGUGGCACUUUCUCAUUUUAUCAUUCACGGUAAGUAAUAUAUACAUGUUGAAAUUGAAUUCCAGAGUAGCAAUCAGAAUAUAGUUUGGAAUUUAUUAUAAAAGCUGCUUAUGCACAUUUGGUCUGUCAAGAUGUUAUAUAUUGCCUUAACUACACCAGAGUAUGAUGGUAAAAUGAGAAAAACGUGUUAAUAAUUUAGUGCUAUCAUGAAUGUUUAAUUGAAGUGUCAGAUUAAAAGCACAUUUAAAAACUAGCUCAGUUUAAGGUUUCAUUUACAAGAGGGAAGAGUUAAAAGGAUCGCAAUUGGCGAUUAUGGAUUCCAUUUUAGGCUGUGAAUUCCCCAUAUGUCUAUUCUGAUUAUAUUUGU